AUGAGUUCUAAGACACCCAAUGCCAGUGCGGGAUUGACAGUGGUGGUUGGAAGGGACGCUGCCACAAGGAGGCCCUCAAGUAAGGAGGCCCCGAAAGAUCAGAAAGAUACAAGUGCUGGGCAUAACAGUAGCGGGAAUAAUAACGAACAUCAUGGAAAUAUAGCGAAUUCGGCAUCACAGAACCAUAGCGGCAAUGCCCCACAUACUCCCAUUCAGCAACAACUGCAUAAUCAUCUUAGCGUGAGAAGACCGUCAUUACUAAGGAGCCCUUCUAGUGCUAAUGGCACCAGCAGUAACGCUACCAGCGCAUCCAGUGCUGCCAGUGCUGCCAGUGCUGCUGCUUAUGCUGCGGCAACAUCCUCUGGGAAUAAAGAUAACGUGUCAAUGACAGCUACCAGCUCGAUAACCACCCACAACAAUAAUCUCAAUAAUCCUAGCAACGGCGGCAGCAACAACACUGCUAGCAUUCACCACAAUGGAGGUGUUAAGAGAACGCCAAGUGGUGGCAACUCUUCGACUGCGAGAUCAUUGAGUAUCAGAACAACCGAUCUAGAGAAUAAGUCUCAGUCUAAUACGUUGGCACCCCCAACGCACCCCUCGGCCCAAUCAAUGUCCAGGACUAGAUCGAGAUCGCUAACGCUGACGCUCAAUCAAAGUCUUCAUUUUGCAUCUCCUUCAUCUGCUACAUCAUCAACUACGAUGCAAUCGCCAAAUUCUGCCAACCCUGUUGGGUACGUAACCCAAGAAAGGGCAUAUCUCCGUAAGAUACGCAAUCAGAUGGUUGACGACUACUACACAAAAGGUAUAAGUGGAGCCCAGGACGACGACGAUGACGAUGACGAAACUAUUGAUGGGGACACUGGUACACACAACGGCACCAUGAACAACAAUAACAAUGAUAACAGAAACAGCAACAGCAACAGCAACAACAACAACAACUACAACAUUAAUAAUAAUAAUAAUGAUAAUCAAAAUAAUAAUGAUAAUAAUUAUUAUAAUAAUUCGAAUUAUAAUAAUACUGAUUCCAACAUUUAUCAGAAUUACAACCAAGGGAACAACGAUUUCAGCGCCAGUAACAAAAAAUCUCUCUACAACCACAACAACAGUAGUAGCAUGAAUAAUAAUUUCAACAAUAGCAACUAUCCCCCCAUUCAGGGUCAAAAGAAUAGUGGACAAGUAAAUAGGAGUAACAGCACAAAAUCUUCAAAAAGUAAUGAUAGUGAUACAUCCACUGGCUCCAUCAAUGAUUUCCAAUCCAAUUAUGCCACUGCAGCUUAUAAUAAUAACAAUUCAAAUAUGACAAGCAAUAGCAACAAUAACUAUAACAGUGAUUUAUUGGCUGAUAUAGAUGAGGAUAAAUAUCAAAUUGAUUUCAGUUUAGCAUUGUCAAUGAUGAGUAGUAAUUCAGCUAACUCCAUUAAUAUUAACCCACAAAAGAAUCUGCUGCAGCUUCUGAAGGAUAACACUGAUGAUCCAGCAGUAAUUGAAAGGUUAGAAUGGCAAUCCAUGCUUACUUCAGUGCUAACUGGAGAUGUUGUGAGAUCUGAAAAAACGAAAAUUAUCCAAACCAAUCCUGAAAAUGAACAAGAACUGUUUGCUCAUAUUACCUACAAGGAAGAUUUAUGGUUUGGCAUUCUUGCUAAGCUAUACAACAGAACUGAGGACGAUCAAAGAAAGAUCAUUGCAUACAGGAGAACAUUGGUAGAUGCUGUUUUGGAUGAGAUUAUGACAUUUGAAGUUAACUACGAUAAAACUGAGGAUAAGGAUGGAGAUCGUGAAGAUGAGGAUGAUGACAAUUUUAGCGGCCAAAAUAGCAAUAAUGAAGAUGGAAAUAGUAGUGCUAAUCCUAUUGAAAGUCCUAGGGAUCAAGUUGUAUCUAUCUUAGAUAAAUGGGAAAAAUGUUGUGACCAGUGGAGGACGAUGGAAGAAAUGAAAAAUGACAAACCUCUUUGCAGGACUGUUGAAUUUCAAGAUAGAAUUGAUGCGUUGAAUGCAUGGUUGAGUAUUACUGACGCAAUUAAGAGGGCACGCGAAAGUUUUAGAAUCUGGAUUGGAAACGAUGAAAUGGACAUCACGAAGGGUUCUUCAUUGAAUGAAGUGACACCUAAGAAAGAUGGAACAUCCUCUUCUGUAUCUUCAUCUUCUACUGCUUCAUCUACUACGACCACUGUCACACCAAAUACUUCUACCACACCAUCUACAAAUUCUAAUGUGACGCCGGCCACGGGAAAAUCGAAAAAUACACCAAUGACUGAUAAUGCGCCGGUUUUCGACGACGAUUCAAGAUCACUAGCUGAACGUCUUAUGAAGGAAAAAGAUGUACAAUUGACGUUCAACAAACGUAUCUUCUCGCCGCUUGCACCAUGGAUGAUUAAAUCCAAAGACAAUUACAUUAGAUUGGGUCCAGUUUUUGAGUCCCUAAAGCUUCCAGAUUACAUUCAUGACUUGAUUCAAUUAUGUCUUAUCCCGGCUAAGCUCAUUAAAGAAAUCAUCUCUGUUCGUCUCAAAUAUGCUAUGAGGCUACAAAACCCUACGCUUAUGAUGAUUGAUCAAAUGAUUGAUGACUUCAAGUCUUACAUUACUGUUGCUUUAGAAGUGAAGCUGGUGAUUGUCGAAUAUUGUAAACCAGACCCCGAUAAGAAUUGGUAUAUAAGGGAAUUUUUCGAGAAUGAGCGACUGGAUUUUGAUAGGGUUGUGUUACAAUGUGUUAAAUACUUCCUUGGAUUACUCAAUAGAAAAUUAUUGGACCUGUCAAGAUCUCCAACGAACUUCAGAACAUUCAAGGAACCUGAAGAGUUGGAGGAGACUUGGUAUUUCUUAAAAUGUCUUGGUGCAUAUAUUGAUGGUGGAAGUGUUGUGGUUGCUGAGCAAAUUACCUUGUUGACGCUGAAAUUAAUUCAUAGGUUGUUAGCAUAUUUAAAUAACCAAAUUAGGCAUCCACCUCAUACUCCAGCUACUUCGGCUUCAGAUUUAAUCAGGUGGUAUAGCUCUACUACGGAAAACUUUGGCCAAUUGAGAAGAAAAUUGGCAAGAUUCGCUGGUGAGAUUUCCAGGGACUUUACAAACCUGUUGGUUUUUGAUAUGCCAUCUACUCAUAACAAUAGAACUAAAAACUUCUUAGAAGUUUUAAGGCUAACCAAUCAUUUUUUGGUCUAUACUGGUACAGUCGAAACGCAAGGUAUCUAUUUCUUUGCCAGUAGUGAAUUGAUGGGUGAUGAUGAAGAAAUAUUGAAAUUCAUUAAUGGUGGCUACGUGGGAGUUGGAGAAAGUGAAUUAAAGCUGGAAUUUGUUGAUUUGCUUAGAGCGCAGGAUUCUGCGGCAGCAGCAGCAGCAGCCGCUGCCGCUGUUACUUCUUCGACCUUGAUUAAUAAUGGAAUGGCUACUGUUACCACCAAUGCAGGAGUUCUUUCAUCUGCUUACAGAGAGUCUACAGCAGGAUUAGCAUCUACACCUACUGAUCAUGCUUACGUACUUGCCAUAUGCCCUCCAAAAGCAAUUGUUUGGGAGGGUCAAGUAUAUAAUCUUGCGAUUGAUGAAGUUCCAAUCACUGAUAUAUCAGUCGGUCAGAUGCUCAUGAUUACCAAACUUCCUUAUGAUAGACUUCAUGAAGUUCGUGAGAAAUUCGUUGACAUAGUGCUGGAUGUAAUGGUGGUUAAUGGCAUGAUAAGGCCAAUGGAGCAAAGGUGCUCCUUGGCUAGGGUUCAUUAUGAUUUAACUAGAAUAACUCGAAGUUUCUUUAAAAUGUCAUUAUUGGUUUUAGAUUCGGUUCAAAUUGUCAGAGCUAAAUGUUUAGAAAUAGCUCCUAAAGGUGAUUUUCAAGAAUUGAUUAACAACUAUUUUGUUUAUGCCAGGGGCUACGUGAAAAACUCUGUUAAAACAAUGGACCUGACAAGAAAAUCAGCUGUUAUCAUGAAGUUAAUGCAAUUGAGUAUCGAAUGGGUUAGUUUCAUAUGUGAUGAUUGUAUACCGACUGAUCGUAGAACGUUCAGGUGGUGUGUUUUGGCUCUUGAAUUUGCGAUGGAUAUGACUAAGGGAUUCAAUGUAUUCGUAUUGAAUGAGGAUCAAUUUUAUAAGUUGAAGUUGAAGGUUGCUAGAUGUAUGUCCUUGCUCAUUAGUCAUUUUGAUAUCAUGGGUGCUAGAUCUAGUGAAGCUGAGAAAAAGAGAAUGUUAAAAUGGACCUCCUCAAGAACUAAUACGGAAAAUACGGAUGAUGAUGAAAUGAUCUUGAGUGCCUAUAGGGAAGAUAUUAUGAAGCAAAUCCAAGAAAGGGAAAAUUACAGAAAAGAAUUAGAAUCAGAACAACAGUCAGUUGGCCGUGUUCUUGAUAUUUCUGAUCUGGAAUACCAAUUCGUUACUUUAUUGGCGUCUUCAUUUUCAUCAGUUUCCAUUCGUUGGCAAAAGGGUAGAUUUAUCGGAGGCGGUCUGUUUGGUAAUGUUUACGCAGCUGUCAACUUAGAUACUGGUGGCGUCAUGGCUGUAAAGGAAAUCAGAUUUCAUGAUAGUCAAUCUAUUAAGAACAUUGUUCCAUCCAUUAAAGAUGAAAUGACAGUGUUGGAAAUGUUGAACCACCCUAACGUGGUGCAAUACUUUGGGGUUGAAGUUCAUAGAGAUAAAGUGUAUAUUUUCAUGGAGUUCUGUGAAGGUGGUUCUUUAUCAGGCUUGUUGACUCAUGGUAGGAUCGAAGAUGAAAUGGUUACCCAAUACUAUACUUUGCAGAUGCUUGAAGGUUUGGCCUAUUUACAUCAAUCCGGGGUUGUACAUAGAGACGUCAAGCCAGAAAAUAUUCUACUUGAUCACAAUGGAGUUAUUAAGUUUGUUGAUUUUGGGGCUGCAAAGGUGAUUGCUAAUACUGGUAGGACCAUUAGAGGUACUACUAUAAAUUCCAACAAGAACAAUUCAAUCAAGAGUAGCAGUGAUAAAGACAACCAGGAAGAUAAUGAAGUUAUUCCAUCACCUGCUGAGCCAUCCCCUAAUGCUGCAAAUCCACCAUUUGGAAACAAUCUUAAUUCUAUGACAGGUACUCCAAUGUAUAUGUCACCCGAAGUUAUCACUGGUGUUCCAACUUCUGGUAAUAAUGGUGUUAUUGAUAUUUGGGCACUUGGGUGUUGUAUUUUAGAAAUGGCAACUGGUAGAAGACCAUGGGCUCAAUUAGAUAAUGAGUGGGCAAUUAUGUAUCAUAUUGCUGCAGGAAAUAUGCCGCAAUUACCUUCACCAGAUCAAUUAAGUGAAAAAGGUAGAGCAUUCAUUGCUCGUUGUCUUGAACAUGAUCCAAAGAAAAGACCAAGUGCCAUGGAGCUUCUCAAUGACCCUUGGAUGGUAGAAAUUAGACAAUAUGCUUUCGACACUUCAGACACAGUAAGUACUCCAUCAUCUGAGGACAAGAGUAGCCUUACAUAA
Messenger RNA from Dujonia railenensis, 5397 nucleotides. NCBI's taxonomy places the organism in Eukaryota, Fungi, Ascomycota, Pichiomycetes, Serinales, Debaryomycetaceae. The record is from the annotation of a GenBank genome assembly.